This is a messenger RNA of Acanthaster planci (crown-of-thorns starfish), 1080 nucleotides long. Its product is annotated as G protein-coupled receptor moody-like. Gene Ontology annotation, biological process: G protein-coupled receptor signaling pathway. The record is from RefSeq and is a predicted model, not a curated record. NCBI's taxonomy places the organism in Eukaryota, Metazoa, Echinodermata, Asteroidea, Valvatida, Acanthasteridae. Gene Ontology annotation, cellular component: membrane. Gene Ontology annotation, molecular function: G protein-coupled receptor activity.
AUGGCUUUUUCGGCGAACUCAACUUUUGCGUCGGUAGCCGAGACUUUAUACACCUACCCCGAGUUAGUCUUCGUAACCGUCGGCGCCUCCAUCCUAAUCACGGUGACACUCGUCGGCAACAGCCUGGUGUUGGUUGCUGUGGCCCGAACCAAGACACUCCAAAACGUUACCAACGUCUUCUUGGUCAACCUGAGUGUGGCUGACUGCCUGCUGAGUUUCGCUAUGCUGUGGAGCGUGCCGGGUCUGGUGAGCAAAACGCCAGGCUACCCGCUGGAAUCCGACAUUCCGUGUGUGACAGCGGCCGGUCUUCUGUUCAUCGCCACAGGCUGCAGCGUGUUCACCCUGGCAAACAUCGCCGUGAAUCGGUUUAUACUGAUCACUCGGCGCAGGACCACCUACCAGAGGUUGUACACACCCAGGAAGAUUGCACUGAUGGUCCUAGCCUCCUGGCUCGUUCCCAUGUGCGCUGUGGUUAUCCCACCUUUAUUUGGUAUCGGGGGCCUCGGUUUCGACCUGGAGAGCCGCGGCUGCCAACAGUUGACAACUCUUCCUAAAGCUGCAGUGUACACGAAGAUACGCACUGCUGUGUUUUACCCCGUACCUUUUAUUGUGAUCAUUGUUUCGUACGCUCUUAUCUGGCGUCAUGUCAGACGUCAUUUCAAGAAGCGCCAACAACCUGGCAUCAGCUUACAGUCAACGGCAGAGUCGGCUGUCGGCACUCUCGCGUGCUCCACGUCAUUAAGGCUUGGCGGUGUUGAUGAACCUGACUUCAGUAGCAUUUCCGGCCCUUCGAUGUCUUCCCGACGCGCCAAAAGGCGCCGUCAUUUGAACAGCGUCAAGAGAGACCACCUAGCAAUCACCAAGAACCUCCUCGUCGUAGUGGUUGCCUUCAUAAUUUGCUUCACCCCUAUCGCGAUCAUGGCGUUUACCGGCAGCAAACGUUACUACUUGUACGGUGCACUAAUCCUGCUCGUCCAUGGCUGCAUCACUCCCUUCAUCUACGCCGCCAAGCAUCCAUACUUCAAACCCACCCUGCGGUCCAUGACCCGUUGCCUAUGUUCCAAACUCCAGGAAGUAUGA